CUCUCUCUCUCUCUCUCUCUCUCUCUCUAAAAGCUCGCGGAGCUCUCUCGCCAUCGCGAACAGGCCUCGGCAUUUGAGUUGAAUCUCUCUCUCUCUCUCGCUCUCGAAAGUUCGAUUCGUGCGGCGGACGGAGAAGGGCGGUAGAGCACACGCCGCGGUCGGCACGCCGGGAGCUCGCUCUUUCCGUGUGGUCCUAUCUCGGAAGGCAAGGAAUCUUGGUCAUAGCACAAGCAAGAUGGCCCUAGAGCGCUCUUUUGUAGAUUCUAUGGCAUCGCAAAACCCUUGUGGAGUACACAAGUCGUCUUUAGAGAACUGGAAGUCCCUCGUGGCGGCUGCUGCUGACUCGGAGGAUAACCUUUCCGGUGGCUUCGAGUGCAAUAUCUGCCUCGACAUGGUGCAGGAUCCGGUGGUAACCCUAUGUGGUCAUCUCUACUGUUGGCCUUGCAUCUACAAGUGGCUUCAAGUUCAGAGUACUGACAUGGAAAACGAAGAACCGCAACCACAGCAGUGUCCGGUUUGUAAAGCAGAGGUUUCACAGGCCACUCUGGUCCCGCUCUAUGGCCGCGGUGGAUCUACCAAAUCGGCCAAAAGCAAGGCCCGGCAACUCGGCUUAGUCAUACCGAAAAGACCGUUUGGUCCUGCUUGUGGCGUUGAUAGCCCGAGAUCUCUCGGCUCCAUUUCCAGUCCGCGUUCAGUUCAGCGAGUUCACAAUCAAGUUUACACACCACAAUCGCCGUUGUACCAGUCCCAACUUGGUACCUACCCAGCCGCGCCAAUGACUAACCUAGGUGGCGCAUCGACGAAUUUGGUGGACCCGAUGAUUGGGAUGCUUGGUGAGAUGGUAUACGCGAGGGUGUUUGGGAACUCGAUGACGAACUUGUACUCGUACCCAAACUCGUAUCAUCUCGCCGGGAGCAGCAGCCCCAGGGUGAGGAGGCACGUGAUGCAGGCUGAUAAGUCUUUGAGCAGAAUAUGUUUCUUCCUCUUUUGUUGUAUGGUUUUGUGUCUACUUUUGUUUUGAGUGGAGACCAUUUUGGACUCUCCUUUGGAUCACAUGUAAAAAUUAUGAGGAUUACAAAGGAGAAGUCCGGCGCAGCGGUGCGGAUUAGAAUUUAGAGUCGUAUCUCUCCUGCUGCCAUAUAAUUUAUACGGAAUUUUACAGUUCGGAGUGGAUGUUCAUCGUUAUCAGCUGAAGUAUUGUAUCUGAUUGAUUUGCAA
This is a messenger RNA of Syzygium oleosum, 1218 nucleotides long. RefSeq names its product E3 ubiquitin-protein ligase RMA1H1. Lineage: Eukaryota; Viridiplantae; Streptophyta; Magnoliopsida; Myrtales; Myrtaceae. The record is from RefSeq and is a predicted model, not a curated record. Gene Ontology annotation, cellular component: endoplasmic reticulum. Gene Ontology annotation, biological process: ubiquitin-dependent protein catabolic process. The transcript is spliced from 2 exons. Gene Ontology annotation, molecular function: ubiquitin-like protein conjugating enzyme binding; ubiquitin protein ligase activity; metal ion binding. The coding region runs from base 236 to 1021 and encodes 261 amino acids.